AUGGCUGAGCUUUAUAUCUUCAUGGCAGCAGUUGUUCGUCUGUUUGAGGCCGAAAUACCCACAGACAAGGACCGCAUCGACCUACUUGAGCACUACGGAUCAGUGCCCGUUGGAUAUGACUGCCCGGCGAUCUUCCACCGUAUCGCCGAGACGAUUGACUAA
This is a messenger RNA of Gloeophyllum trabeum ATCC 11539, 162 nucleotides long. RefSeq lists its product as uncharacterized. The coding region runs from base 1 to 162 and encodes 53 amino acids. The record is from RefSeq and is a predicted model, not a curated record. NCBI's taxonomy places the organism in Eukaryota, Fungi, Basidiomycota, Agaricomycetes, Gloeophyllales, Gloeophyllaceae. The transcript is spliced from 2 exons.